GCUCUCAUCAAGAUGAGGAGUUAAGACUGUGCCCUUCAAAGCGUAGAACUACAGCAUAUAAUCUUUUUUGCUCGCAUAUGCUGAACUCAGAGGAAUGCAAGCUGCUGAGCUCUAAUUCUGAGAAGUUGAAGUUAGCUGUAGACCACUGGAACUUGUUAGGGGCAGAGGAACGUGUGAUUUGGGCAGAAAGAGCAAAGGCUGUUCAAAGCAAUGACAUUCAUGACCUGACAGUUAAGCAGCGCACAAACCAAGUGAAAAAAGGGAAAAAGCAGCUUUUGUCACAGCUUACUUACUUAGAAAGUCUUGGUUGUGAAGCAGUUGUUUUAUUCUUGGAGCCUGGUGAUUCUUGUCUUCAACAGUUUGGAACAGAAAAGGAAUCAACUUUUGAAUAA
Molecule: messenger RNA, 392 nt
Organism: Xenia sp. Carnegie-2017
Lineage: Eukaryota; Metazoa; Cnidaria; Anthozoa; Malacalcyonacea; Xeniidae
Exons: 3
Coding region: 78-392 (104 amino acids)
Source: RefSeq, a predicted model, not a curated record